AUGACCGCUCCCUCCAUCAUACGAGACUUCCCCCAUGGGGGCUUGGGUCGAGCAGCAGCAGCACCAGCUGCAGCAGAAGGGCCUGCUGCAUCGGCUGGAGCACAGGCAGGAGAAGUAGCAACACUACACGCAGCAUCAUCCUUCGCAGUGGCAUCUGGACACGGGCGUCGAAGAUACCGUCGGGCUAGGCUUCCGCUGCUGCUUCUUUUUCCUGUUUUUAUUGCCCUCUUCCUGAGUAGCUGGUCGUACGCUGCGGCAGAAAACCCCCCGGACAAUCCUUCUUCUGAAGAUGACAGUAAAGAAUCAAAUGGCGAGCGGAACGGCAAUAAUCCAGUGCCACCAAAACAACCGGGACAGCCGGGUGGUGGUGUUCCUGUUCCCAGCGUUUUUCAGGUGGCUUCUGAGGCCAUCCAUCCUCCCUUGCGCGCCCCUCAACCCAUGCGCUCAGCACCUUCUUCAAUGGGGCACCGCAGCAUCUCGCCAACUAUGCCACGUGAUCGCCGGCCAUCCGGCGCAGGUCUCGCCUCCUCAGGCGCUCUUGUUGUGUCUGACACGCUGCAGCCCAAUACCUUUGGUCGCGUGGGGGCCUCCUUUGGCAAUGUGUUGGUCCUGACAGACGUGGACGACACCUUGUGGUGUUCGGGAUCCAUGGCGGCUUUCGGCAAACACAUCGGGGGCAUCGACGGCGAAUUUGCUCGCGGGCUGCCGUACCCUGGCAUAGGGACGCUUGUGUUUUUGCUCGCCCUGGGGCCCCACACUUGCACCCCCAGCGGCCUGCGCAUCCCUAUUGAUCAUUGCCCGGUGCCCCUUCAUUCGCCACAGACACAAAACUGCCCGUAUGAUGUGCAGCAGCAUUCUCUUCAGCUCGUACUGCCACGGAAGGCUGGUGUUCUCUCUGCAAGAGUCUCCACUUCGCUUUUCGCCCAACUCACGCGCCCUCCCUCUUUCUUCAAAGACAUUGACGCAAUUUUCACUAGCGGUGUGCGGCAACUGUACGGCGCAGGCGCCCCUCGCUGGCCGUUAGGGUAUCAGAAUCAAGUGAAGUUUGCCCAAGUACUGUCUUCGCAGCACUCGCGAGGGGAGGCCAAGGUGUGGGGGUUCAAGGAGGCCCUAAAGAAUGGAGGGCCCGCAGUGGUGCUGGGAGACACGGGGGAGAAGGAUCCAGAAGCUGCUGCAGGAAUGGCUACUAAAUUUCCUGAAUCUCUUGCAGCCGUGUUGCUGCACUCCGUCUUCCUCGACCGACAGAAAGAAUUACUGGCGGGGGGUGGCCAGCUGCGAAAAGAUAUACCAAAGCACAGUAUUCCCUUUAUUAUGAACACAGCUGGCCUCACUUUCCCUGCAGUGCAGUUGGUGUACGAGUUGAUAGUGAAGGUACGAGGGGGCGAGGAGUUGCAGUCUCUCGCACAGCUAAGCGACGAGGUGGCCUAUGCUGCCGGCGUGCAGAUAGCGGCGGAUGUGCGCCAACUGUUCAGAGCUGCAACGCAACAACAGCUUCUGGCAGCAGAGGCCAGGGCUAAUGGGGAGUCUGGCUGGCCGCCGCUCCCACCGCCCAUAGUAUUCGUCCACGUCACGCAGCUGCACACGCAAGUUGUAGAAACUCGGCAAGAGGUCGGCGUAGCUAGCCAGCUUGCUAGCUUCAGCAGCAAGCUUGCCACAAAGGUCGGCAGGUGGUCGGCAAAGAAGUUUUCACAGAAUCCGGAACUCAUCGAUGUAGCAGCUUUCCGUCAACUGGCCGAGGUGCAUCCAGUGUUCCUUCAGUCGCCUGUGCAGCGGGUCUCGCCGCAAGGCGUUCGCUACCCCUUGGGUGUCCCGUUCGCGAGUUACCGCACAGCAGUGGGGGCGGCGUUGGGUAGCUGGGUGCUGGGCAUGCUCACGACGCAAGACGUUAUGUCUACCGUUGUGGCGGCUGUUAGGGAUUUGCGCUCUCUGGGGCCUCCAAACCACUGCUGGCAGAAGACUGCUGUUCACGAGUUGCUUGUCGAUGUCAUGUGCUGCAUCAUUGUUUCAACUGCACAGGCCGUCCAGCACUUUUUGGGUCCGCUAGAACUUCGCACGGAUUUGAGGGGAGCCGAAGUAUUUGGAGAUGCUGUCUCAGCGUUGAAGGCUUUUGAAAAUUUCCACAGGAGGCACUGUGAGCUGCGCGAGCCGGCCACUUCCACUCCUCAGGCCAUAUGCCUGGAAAAGGUAGAGGCGGCGCUUGCAGCGCAUGCAGCGGACGGGGGACCGGCAAACGCUGGACGGCAGCUUUCGCCACUUCUCACACUCCCCUGCCGCUACAGAGAACAGAUGGACCACUGGCUGUCUGCGGGCCCCGAAGAAGUAGAGAGUCUCGCCUUUUUCCUGGGCCGUGCCAUUAUCAUUGGUUCCCCCGCAGCAAGUCUGGUUUAUGCGGAAAGAGAGGGACACGCAGAAUCCCCACAACAAGAACAACAGCAGCAGAACCAACAGCAGGAGCAACAGCAGCAGCAACAGCAAUCGAACUCGAAGAUACCGCCUAAUGACCCCGCGCUGUACAGACUGCAGCGAGACUUGGCUCUUAUGCCGGAGUUGGCUGUUGAACUGCAUACUGGACCUGAUGAGGCCCCAAGUCCUAUUUCUCCGAUCUUGCAAUCGGCAGCUGUGGACAUCCAAACAUCGGAGGAUCUUCGCCUGUUCAUGCCUGAGGAUUAUCGUUUACCCACGGAUUUGGGAGCCAGUGCAGGCGGACAGCAGCAUGGCGGCGGCAACAAAAGAAGCCCCCGGAACAGUCGGACAACAGACAUGGGCGGAGCAACAGAAAAGGAAGGCGGUGGAGGUAGUGACUAUCAUGGGGAUUGCAUGCACUCGAAAUCUUUCCCUGUUAGCGUCUGGCUGGAGAACCUCAGGGUUUUCUGCUCAGGCACCAGAGAUCCAGUAGGCGCAGGUGUUUGCAGCGUUUUGAAGCGGUGGUUAUACGGGCCAGGAGAGCACCAGGGACCCCAAAGCGAUGCGGAGAAUCCCAGGAGGUCAAGAGCUGCCCUGCCUGCACUCAUCCGCGUCGCAGAUUGGAAUACGCAAAAGCCAAAAUCGACUCUGGAAAUAUGUGAGCUGGAUAUUGCUCUCGAGCCGCCCCACAUGAGACCAGGUGCAACUGGUCGUGACGAGAUGGAGAAGGCCCAAGCUUUUAACUUAGUUGGAGGCAUAUACGCAGGAAGAGGAACGGUGAGACACCAGAGGCCGGCUGAACGUGCUGCGUGGCAGCGCGUUAAGGCCGCUCUGACUAUACUGAAGGACAUGGAGCGCAACAACCUGUUCGGAUAG
This is a messenger RNA of Eimeria acervulina, 3279 nucleotides long. RefSeq lists its product as hypothetical. Bases 1 to 3279 code for a protein of 1092 amino acids. The transcript is spliced from 5 exons. The record is from RefSeq and is a predicted model, not a curated record. NCBI's taxonomy places the organism in Eukaryota, Apicomplexa, Conoidasida, Eucoccidiorida, Eimeriidae.